Messenger RNA from Haemonchus placei, 498 nucleotides. The record is from the annotation of a GenBank genome assembly. Lineage: Eukaryota; Metazoa; Nematoda; Chromadorea; Rhabditida; Trichostrongylidae.
AUGCCUUCAGUUACAGAUGUUGAGAACAUACAGGAAGCAAAAAAGCUCAAAGCGAAGUUUUCAUCGAAAAAGAAAGCCAAGGAUGAUGACACGGCUUACCUCAAAGUGAAUGUCCUUCAGACUCUAUGGAUGUGCGCCCUGUGUCAUCAGCGAUCGGCUCAAGACGAACUGGGCGAUCUUUUUGGCCCCUAUUAUGUCAACAUUCGACCGGAAGACCACUGGCCUAGCUUUCUGUUCAAGAAGUCGUUGAAGACGUAUUGCAUUGACGUGUGGUUCCAUGGCGACUGUAUCCUAUGGGCUCCAGACAUACAAAUGAAAGGAAAUCAGCUCACUUGUUUAGAAGAAAAACUACAUCAAUUCUGGAAACAGAACUGUUGGGUAUGCAAGAAUUCUGGUGCAACUAUCAAUGUUGACAAUAGAUUUAUGCAUUUCGGAUGUGCUAAGAAGCAAGGUCGGUGUUGCUUGUUCGUGACGUUUUAUCGCUUCUUAAAAUCAUGA